Symbiodinium pilosum is the source of this 3918-nucleotide messenger RNA. The record is from the annotation of a GenBank genome assembly. NCBI's taxonomy places the organism in Eukaryota, Dinophyceae, Suessiales, Symbiodiniaceae.
AUGUGGCAGUUGAACUCCACUAUAGGAGCAGCAGGCCAGUGGCAGCCAGAGGGCCGAGCUCUUAAAAUUGUUUGCAACUACGGAAACGGCUUCCUUCCAAUUCAGUGGUCUGCAGACGACUCACAUGUUGCAAUUGGAUGCACGACUCGGCUUUUUGUGUGGAAGCCCACGGCACGCAAAAAGGAGUUCGAGAAGCUACAAGUGCAAGGUCUUCACCGCGGUAAGGCGGUCAUUGCCUGCCUUGCUUGGUCACCAGACUCCAGUCGUAUUGCCUUCGGCUUGGAUGGUGCAGUGGGCGUUUGGCAGCGGAAAAGCAACGAAAAGCUGAGGGAGCUCCGAGGCCACGAUGAUUUCGUUUGCAGCCUGGCCUGGUCUCCUGAUGGCCAACUCCUCGCAAGUGCCAGCCGGGACAGCAUCAGAGUCUGGAGUUGGAACAUGACUGGUGGCAGCUUCCAGCAGCAGGCUUGGUUCCAGGUCACACAAUGCUCGAACUCAAGCGGCUACAGAAUUUCGCGGUGUGAUUCAAGCCCCAAAAUCUCCUGGGCCGGUGACAGCAGCUACCUCGUGACUUCAGCCUGCGACACUGCUCUGCGGUUUCAUGAUGCAAGGGCUGGCUUCCGGGUGGAGUUCAGGCUGCCGAUGGAAGGGGAAGUUCAGGAUGUGGAAUGGUCUCCUGAUUUGUCUAAGCUGCAUGUCAUAUUACAAGGCAGCCGCAGCUAUAAAUUCAAAUCGUUCUCUUUGCCUCCCAGCGGCUCUAUUCUCGCAGCCUUGGGGUUUCACUUCCCGACGGCUGCGCCCGGGGAUUGGACGACCCAGCUGUGCUCCUCACCGCAGGUGCGCUGCAGCAAAACCCCCGGCCGGUAUGACCUCCACCUCUCGCUGAGCGCUGCACAGCUCGAGUGGGAUUCGCUGGUUUGUGGUGUUAGCAGCCGGCGUGUCGGUGCGGAUUGGGUUUACAUCAAGAGCCUGGAGAUCCACAACUGGUCUGCAGCUUUGGAAGUGCUUGGACUGCCCCAGUCUUGCACAAGGCUUUGCGAGCUGCUCUCCGAGUUCAUGCAUUUGGAGACACUUCUCCUGCAGGGGCCUUUGGUGCGUGGGUUUUGGAUGUGUGGGCUCUUGACUCCUACGUUAAAGCAGCUCACCAUCGCCAACGCUGCGCAGAUGCAGAUCCCAGCAGCUGGACUCCAGAUACUCCUCGAGGCGGACUUGCCGAUUGACCAGGAGAAGCUGGCCCUCUGUCUUGAAAUCGUCAGCUUGCCGAGCUUGGAGGGUGCUGUUGCGGAGGGCAUUCGCUUGCAAGCAUUCUUGAAGGACAGAAACGCCUCCACUGCUGGUGCAACGCUUUUGCUCGACCACUCCCGCGUCUGCCACCCUGGCUACUUGGCACUCGCAGGCUGUAGGCAUUUGAGGUGCCCCAAGGGCCAUUUCAACGUCAACUUCUCCGUGAGCCAUCUCUUUGACUGCACGAGGUCUGUGCCUCUCUCCACUGGCGAUGUCAAACUGCCUGUGCCAGGCCUCAGGCUGGACACCGCACCUGUGAAGGACCAUGAUGGCUAUUGGCGAGAUGAAGCCCAUCCGGGAGUCCCGCUGAAGUGUGCCGUGGGCAGACAGCAGAGUGGCUGCAUGAGCGCUUCGCCAGGCCACAUUUGCCGAGAGGGACAUUCAGGCCCGAAGUGCCGCCAAUGUGCCGUGUCAUACUUCAACCGAGGAGGAUUGUGCCUUCCGUGCACCACCAAUCAGUUGAGGAGCGCGGCAUUUGGCCUUGCAUGGGGCUGGGGUGGAGUUGGCCUGCUCAUACUUGCGGUGAUGACAGCAGCCGCACUUCUACUUCUGCUGCACUGUCGCAAGAAGAGGAGCACAUCAGCGAUUCGCAGAGACCUUGUGGAGCCGCCAUCUGUGUGGAAUGCCGUGCAGCCCUACGUCAUUCGCGAGGUCUUGGCCGCGGUCCAGGUCUACCAGCUCUUUGGGGUUCUGAACAAGAUUCUCCCGGAGCCCGAGACGCGCAGCGAAUACUCAUUGCUGGAAGUGCUUCAGCUUGACCUAGGGCCAGUGAUCACAGAUUCCAUCCACCUGGACUGCAUCUUCAGCUACACAAGCAGUCGCAUGGUUCAGCUGCUCGGCCAUUCCUUGCUUCCCUUCUUCGUGUUGCUGACGGUCUAUGGCCUUCUGGCUGCUCUGCCUUUGGCAGUCCAAGAGCGGAGCAGGAUCUGGGCCCAGGUUCAACUUCAGGUCAUCAAACUCCUCAUGGUUGCUACUGCUAGUGCUCUCUUGGCUGUAGGUGAGUGCGAUUCAGAUCUGAACCCACCUAUUAUGGCGUUUGUGCCUGAAGUUCGCUGCGACAGUCGCAUGUAUUACAUGGCAGUACUAUUUGCGUUGGCACUUGGCGGGGGCUACCUCACGUACAUCUCUGUUCUACUUCUGGAGAGCAUUGCACAUUUCAAUAAUCUGGCUAGCCCUAUAUACGGGGCCAACAGUGCCGAGUAUGCGGUUGCAGAGGGAACGAUGGCUUUGGAGAUUAAGCUGUUGGAAGAGGUCAAAGCAUCAGAAAGCUUGCGGUCAGCAAUUCUGGAUGCUCAUCAAGUCUUUUGCCAGCAAGCCAUUCAGCGGGAUUAUCCACAGCAUGAUGUGACGUCACAACCAGAGCUUCCAGAUGCCAAAGCCACGAGACUUAUUGUCAUCAAUGAGGAGUUGGCAUCCAAAGACAAAGCGGAAUUGUCAGACCGGCUAUUUGGGCGAAGGGCACAUGCGCGAUCAGCCAGCAACUUCCAAGCUUUGAUAGUGCGCUGCCUGUUCUUCCAAUUUGCUCGCGAAGGGCGAGAAGGGUAUUUGCGAGGAGUCGAUGUCUUCACCAAAUUUGCUCCCGACAGCUUUCACUUCGAGUUGUUCCUGAAGAUCGGGUUCCUGCUCGUGGCCUUUGUCCCGCAGCUCACGGGGCACCAGGCACAAGGAGCAGUCGGCAGCUUCGUUUGCAGCAUCCUGUGCAUAGGGCUGUUGGCACAGCCCUUCAGCCGUCCUGCUGAAGGGAGAACGUUGCUCGUUGGCCUGGCUUCCUUGUCGUUGGCGUUCAUGUUGUUGAUGAUCUCUGGAUCCCACUUCAACGUUCAGGAUGAUCAACACUUGGGCACACUCCUGAACAUCGCCCGCGCCUUUCAGAUCAUCCCCCUGCUACGCGUGUUGUUUCCGAUCUCUUGCGUGCUUGUGCCAGAGAUGCGCAGAAGGAACGAGGACAUCACGCAGGAGCUGGCUUUGCUCCAGGUCUCCUGGCAGCACAUCGCCUACAGCAACCGCCAGCCAUACCGGCUCCUCCACGGAGCUCAGCUCAAGGAUGGAACAAAGCCGGAUUCCGAAGGGCUGCCAGUGCACGCAGGUGCCGUGGCGCUUCCACUCCGCCGCGGGGAGGGGAACAUGGAAGUGGAGAUAAAGCACGCCCAGAGAAUCUGGCGGGGCUACUUGAGUAGAGAAUUGCUGGCACCGCUGGUCGUGCCAGUGGCGAAUCUCAGAGACUCUGUUGUAUCCUGGUCCUUGGAAGUGCACACCGAGAAACAAGGGCAGCCUGACCAGCAGGAUGCGCUGCUCCAGAUCUUUGUGCGGUUCAAAACUCCCGUAUGCCUCAGUGCCGUUGAGCUCCUUCCUCCUGGUGAUGUUGGAUCAGAGGAGCUUAACCUUGAAGCAGUUGCGUCAAGUGAUGCCAGCGAUAUAACUCCAGCUCAGCUUGCUGGCAAACCGACAGAAGCGCUGACAGCCCCACAGGGCACAAGCAGAAAUCCCAGGCGUCUUCUCCAGUACCACCUGCAUCAAUCUGCGGUCACCUGCCUUCUGAUACUCAGAGGCGCUUCAGACACGCGGGUGAUUCUGGAGGCCGAACCGCUUUCUGCCGUUCAUGAAUGGAAGCUGACAUUGUACGGAGAUGCAUCCUGA